AUGCAUGUUGUCUCUCUGUGGACCAGAGAGGUGUGUCUUCUUCAAAAAGUUGCCUCCAACCCCUCCCACGGACUGUCUCGUAGCCCUAAACUUUGCUGGUGGUUGUAGAAGUUGCUCUUGUAGCCAUCAGCCUUCACCGAGGUCGACACUCAGCCGAACUGACCCCGAGUCCCACCUCCCUCAUCGGUCACAUCCUUUCAGGUUGAGACUUUCCCUACCAGCAUGGAAGAUUCUUCAGAGCAAUCCCACUGGAUGUCUCCUGCUCUGCUCAGUUCAGACCCUCUGGCCGGUUUCUCCUCUGAUCCUGGCCUCUUGCCUCCUGGAGAAGAGGGUGAGGCCUUCUUCUCUGGUCAGGACCCUGACUACACCAGUCUGCCCUCUUUCUUCCCCAGCCAAAGCCACAGCCGGGUGCCGUCCACCUACAGACAUAGCUCUGUUCGACAGGUGUUCACCUCACCUGGCCUCCUCAGCAACCUUCAGCUGCUGGACGGGCCCCCCAGCCACUCCCUGAGCUCCCCCUACAACCCAGCUGUCUCCACCUGGAGCAGCAGCCCUCUCACCAAGACCCCGCUGCACUCGCACACCCCGACUUCUCUCUACACCCCCGGGGUCUCUUCCUCUUUUACCAACUCCAGAGAUGGAUACUCAUCCCCCAGCAGAGAGGGCAGAGAGAGUCCUCGGCUCCAGGAGGCCCUCAAAGCAGAGCGCCUGAGCCCGCUGAGUGGGUCGGGGGCCAGCAGCAGCUUUCUGAAUCUGACUCCUGCGGCUGGGAGUUUGUACACUCCAUCAUCCCACUCCCAUCCACACAUGCUGAGCCCCUACAGCUCAUACAUGAGCGGGCCGCAGGAGUACAGCUCUGCUGCUCUCUAUUCCAGCGCUGGAGCCUGGAUCAGCCCCUCGUACUCCCCGAAACUCCGCAACAAAAUGAGGUCAACCACUCCAGAGGCCAGAGAGUGUGUUAACUGUGGAGCCACAGCUACGCCUCUGUGGCGUCGGGAUGGCACAGGCCACUACCUGUGCAACGCCUGUGGGCUGUACCACAAGAUGAACGGCCAAAACAGACCUUUAAUCCGGCCCAAGAAGAGACUGAUUGUCAGCAAGCGUGCAGGUACGCUGUGUGCCAACUGCCACACGAGCACAACAACGCUGUGGAGACGCAAUGCCAACGGAGAGCCUGUGUGUAACGCAUGUGGACUCUACUUUAAGCUGCACAAUGUCAAUCGGCCUCUCACCAUGAAGAAGGAGGGCAUUCAAACACGCAACAGAAAAGUUUCCAACAAGAACAAGAAGAGCAAGAAGGCAGCCAUGUUGGAGCCAUUCUCAGAGGUGGCUCAGCCCACCUCCCUGGACGACGUCGGGCCCUUUUCCCUCGGCCCCGGGUCUCUCCUGACCUACAGCCACAUGCCACACCUCAUCCCCACGCCAUCACCCCUGCACCCCUCCAGCAGCUUACCCUACCCACACCACCUCAACAGCGGCAUGGUGCCCACGCUGGUGUGAUGACACAGCUUCCAUCACAGUGGCAUUAACAUUUGUACAUAGGUAACAUCAUAUGAAAGAAGAUUUGUUUAUUUUCACUGUAUUUUAUCACAAAAUGUAUUUUUGUUGAUAUAAUCACGUGUGAAAUCAGAUAGCAUCACUCCACUGAGAUUACUGUGUGUAUAAACACGCUGAUUAGAAAGAUUCUUCAGCUGUAAAUACAAACAAAAAUCUGAUUUGACAACCACAUGUGUGUGAAGAUUCCUGUUUUAUUCAUAAUUUGAAACUAUACAUUUAGUUUUAUGUUUCAAGGGUCUGUUAUGUUUUUAAAUAAUUGAUACUAAAACAAAUAAAGGAAGAAAAAAAGA
Molecule: messenger RNA, 1847 nt
Organism: Melanotaenia boesemani (Boeseman's rainbowfish)
Lineage: Eukaryota; Metazoa; Chordata; Actinopteri; Atheriniformes; Melanotaeniidae
Gene: gata1a
Product: GATA binding protein 1a
Exons: 6
Coding region: 223-1500 (425 amino acids)
Biological process (GO): cell fate commitment; negative regulation of transcription by RNA polymerase II; positive regulation of transcription by RNA polymerase II
Cellular component (GO): nucleus
Molecular function (GO): DNA-binding transcription factor activity, RNA polymerase II-specific; zinc ion binding; RNA polymerase II cis-regulatory region sequence-specific DNA binding
Source: RefSeq, a predicted model, not a curated record